Molecule: messenger RNA, 309 nt
Organism: Funneliformis mosseae
Lineage: Eukaryota; Fungi; Glomeromycota; Glomeromycetes; Glomerales; Glomeraceae
Source: the annotation of a GenBank genome assembly
UCACCAUGGGUGGAUUUGACAAGCAGCAUGCCAUCAUACUGGGAUUCUGAAAUGGAUAAAUCAGAUAUGAUACGAGGCACGCUAUGCUUGCCUUCUCUUGGUCCACCAUGCCCCAUGUCAAUUGAAUAUCUUGAACGUGUCAAAAUUCUAUCUGAAAAAAUUGAGCAAAAAAAGCCAAAGGUAGUUGGUCACCCUUCUUUUAUCAAAUUUCCAAGAAUUAGACUUUACUGCGCAAAUGAGGCCUUGGCCAUUCCUUAUGUCAGUCCAAUGUUGGCUGAAAGUUUAGGAAAUUUACCACCCAUUUUAUGU